Apus apus (common swift) is the source of this 1584-nucleotide messenger RNA. RefSeq names its product protein mono-ADP-ribosyltransferase PARP12-like. Gene Ontology annotation, molecular function: NAD+ poly-ADP-ribosyltransferase activity. The coding region runs from base 534 to 1412 and encodes 292 amino acids. The record is from RefSeq and is a predicted model, not a curated record. NCBI's taxonomy places the organism in Eukaryota, Metazoa, Chordata, Aves, Apodiformes, Apodidae. The transcript is spliced from 10 exons.
AUUUGGGGUUUGCUUUGCAAGGCGACACCAGCUUUUGACUUUCAAUGAAUGAUGUUCAGCAGAAGCUGCUCCCAGCAGGAAUCUCAAAAUUAAAAGGUCCUGAAUAUCCCCAGCCACUGAAAGGAUGGGAGGAAUCAGCUCAAGGUAAGUGCUGGUGCGUGAUGAUAGGAACCAAGCAAUAGGGAUAAACUAUGCCGGUUCAGAAGGGAUGUUGAAUUCACUGGUGUAUCUUGUCAAAAACAUCAGCUGUGCCUGGCUGCUCUGCUCAUGCCUGCCAGAUACGCAUGUGUGUGGCGCAAUAACCGGAAGAAGGCAUUACUCAGCCCUGUUUCCUAAGGGUCAGAGGCUAGCAGGGAGGCACCCAUGACCCCUCUCCCUGUGGAGAGAAACGCCGAGAGAGACAGUGAGCUGGGGCUAGUUGGUGAGUGGCAAACCCCUGAAAGGAGCAAAAACGCUGGGUGAAGCAAGCAGCCAGGUGUUGGCCAGGUGUUCUGCAUCUGUGGUGUCUUCUGACUCAUCUGUCUGCUCCCAAGAUGGAGUAUGCCUGGUAUUGGCUCGAUGAUUCUGGGCAGUGGAUUGAGUAUGGUAAAGAGCAUCCGGAUCACUGCUCUGCCACAGUAACAUCUGCAGAUCUGGAGAAGCAAUUUCUAACUGACCAGAAUGGCCUUGUGUUAUUCAGGGCUGGUUCUCAGAAAUACAAGCUAAACCUUAAAGAUAUGGUCCAGACAAAUUUGUUCUAUGAAACUCAAAGAAAAGUUGCCCGCCUGCCAAAAUUUCAGUCCUUCUGUCAAAGCCAAAACUUGACUCUAUCAUCUUCUGUCUUUCCUCCACAAUGGGACCAAUCUGCACUGCCUGAUACUGGGUUCAAGUUAAUACAGCUUGGCUCCACUUCCCAUGAAUACGGAGAAAUUAAGAGACUAUUUGAGAAGACGAUGAAAGAUUGUUGCAUCCAGCAACUGCAGAGGAUCCAGAACCCAACACUUUGGCAAGUUUUUCAGUGGCAAAAGGAGCAGAUGAAGAAGCUCAGUAAGUCAAAACGGGUGGAUGAGCGGCUCCUGUUCCAUGGGACAAGUUCAUCCAACAUACCUGCCAUCUGUGAGCAGAACUUCGACUGGAGGAUGUGUGGGACUCAUGGGACAAUGUAUGGAAAAGGGUACUCCGACCUGUGUGCAUCUGCAUCGCUCCAGGCAGCAUCAGAAGCAAUCCCCUUUCAGGAAGGGCUAAACCCACCCCUCUCAGGUCUCAGGAAGCUACUUUGCCAGAGACGCCAGCUAUUCUCACAAGUACUGCUCCUCUCCCAGUGGUCACUACAGCAUGUUUGUAGCUCGGGUUCUUGUUGGAGACUUUGUUCAGGGAAACUCCACAUACCUUCGCCCUCCACCCAGACCCGGCAAUUCAAACAGACUUUAUGACAGCUGCGUGGAUAACCCAAUGGACCCUUCCAUCUUUGUCAUCUUUGAGAAGCACCAGGUUUACCCUGCCUAUAUCUUGGAGUACAGCUUACAGGCCCAGUGUAUGAUCCUGUAAUGAAUGGUGGAACCUCCUAUUAAUUUGCACUGAAUAAAUUACAGCCUUUUUUCUUCA